Molecule: messenger RNA, 974 nt
Organism: Nymphaea colorata (pocket water lily)
Lineage: Eukaryota; Viridiplantae; Streptophyta; Magnoliopsida; Nymphaeales; Nymphaeaceae
Exons: 6
Coding region: 44-841 (265 amino acids)
Source: RefSeq, a predicted model, not a curated record
GUGGGGGGAGGCGGAGGAGCUGUGAGUUCCUCCUGUGAAGGCAAUGGCUGCCGUCGCUCCUUUAAGGGCUUGGGCGAGGACCAUCAUUCGAUCUUCUUCUUCGUCAUCUUUUGUCCGACUACCAUCCUCUGCUCGGUUUGUCAGUUCCGACUCGACGGCACGUCUUGGCCUGAGGUUCCCAGAGCCUGAGCCGGCAGACACGGAAACGCCGGCGAAUAAGAGCAGAAAUGAGAAGAAGAGGGAGGCGAAGCGUGCAGUCAAGUGGGGGAUGGACCUCGCGCAACUCCCACCUCCCCAGAUCAAGCUGAUACUGAAGGCUGCUGCGCUUGAACAAGAGGUUUUUGAAGCGCUGAUGCUGGCGAAGAGACUAGGGCCGGAUGUGAGAGAAGGGAAGAGGAGACAAUUUAAUUAUAUAGGAAGACUAUUGCGGGAUGCCCAGCCUGAAUUGAUGGAUGCUCUCAUUCAGGCUUCAAAAGAUGGUGAUACUGGUAGAUUGCAAUCCUUGUGUGGCAAACAGACAUGGCCCAUGAAUCCAGAAGCGGAUGUGGAAUUUGAAGAUGACGACCUUCAAGAGGCAUGUGAUGACUACUUGGAGAUAGCAGAUAGAUGGUUUGUGGGACUGGUAGACAAGGACUCUUCAAUUACAAAUGAGGUGUAUUCACUCCAUAGUGUGGACUUUGAUAGACAGGAGUUGAGAAAGCUUGUUCGAAGAGUACAAUCUAUUCAAUCAAACCAGCUAAGGGAAGAAAAUAUGGAAGGUCCUGAUGAAUCCUUGGCUGGUGCAAAGACUUUGCUGAGUCGCUUCCUCCGUUCUCUUGCAAAGAAGUCUUUGACCAUGUAGUUUUUAACUCUUUCGUUUGUUUUCUAUUAUAUUGUAACAUGGCCAUUAUUCAGGUCGAUCUCUAACUAAUCUUAAAUUGAAAACACAGAUGAAAAAGAAGCAUAGCAUAUUUGCUGCCUUGGUUCGACUCUUA